Messenger RNA from Daucus carota subsp. sativus, 1680 nucleotides. Its product is annotated as 7-deoxyloganetin glucosyltransferase. Bases 152 to 1600 code for a protein of 482 amino acids. Lineage: Eukaryota; Viridiplantae; Streptophyta; Magnoliopsida; Apiales; Apiaceae. Gene Ontology annotation, molecular function: quercetin 3-O-glucosyltransferase activity; quercetin 7-O-glucosyltransferase activity. The record is from RefSeq and is a predicted model, not a curated record. The transcript has 3 exons.
UUUUUAAUUGUACAAAGAUAAGGUGGCUCUAAAAGUCCAACUAUGAUCACAGACUAAAAUAAUAUUCACGGGUUGUUCCAAAUCUGAUUAUCCAUUUCUUGAUCAUCGGUCCACUGCUACAUCUGAAUCAACUUCAUCUUUCUUAAAAACGAUGGAAUCUCCGGCAAGAUCAGCAGAGAAGCAGGUUCAUGUGGUUUGUGUAGCUUCCCCAACUCAAAGCCACAUCAAGGCAAUGCUGAAGAUGGCAAAGCUCCUUUACAGCAAAGGCAUUUUUAUCACAUUUGUUAAUACAGAGUUCAACCACAGACGCUUCCUUAAACAAGGACUACUUGACUCUCUGGAUGGUCUCCCUGGUUUCAGAUUCGAAACAAUCCCUGAUGGCCUCCCGCCUUCAGACCCCGACGCCACCCAAGAUAUUGCUGCAAUUUGCCAGUCCAUCAUAGAAAAUAGGAUGUUGCUUCCGUUGCAGAACCUCCUUGCAAAACUUAAUGCAGGAGGGCAUAAGGUCACUUCUAUCCUCUCGGAUGGGUUCAUGCCGUUCACAGCUGAUGCAGCACGUUCCAUAGGGGUACCUAUUGUUUUGCUUUGGACAAUUUCUGCUUGUGCCUUUAUGGGAUUUUAUCAGUUCCGUAAUCUGGUUGAAAAAGGUCUUAUCCCAUUGAAAGACGAUAGCUACCUAACGAAUGGAUGUUUGGACACAGUCAUUGAUUGGAUUCCAGGAAUGCCAAAUAUUUGCUUAAGGGAUCUCCCCAGCUAUGUCCGAAGCACGGAUCCUAAUGAUACUAUCCUCAACUACAUAAUAAAAGCUACUGAGAGAGCAAGUAAUAGCACAGGAAAUGUAUUUCAUACUUUCGACGACUUGGAACCAGAACUUUUGAGUGUCAUCUCAUCUAUGUUUCCUAAUGUAUUCACAAUAGGCCCUCAGCAGUUGCUCCUCAACCAAAUACCAUUUGAAAAGGCUGAGCAACUUAAUGCCCUCGGAUACAGUCUAUGGGAAGAGGAACAAACAUGUCUGCAAUGGCUAGACUCUAAGGAACCCGAUUCUGUUAUCUACGUAAACUUUGGAAGCAUAGCAGUUAUGUCUCGGGAACAAUUGGUGGAGUUUGGCCGGGGGCUUUCGAAUAGCAACCACCACUUCUUAUGGAUAAUAAGGCCUGAUCUGAUUGUUGGUGAGUCCGAAACUACUCUGGGGCUUGAAUUUAUGGAAACCAUUAAGGACAGAGGUUUCAUUGCAAGCUGGUGCCCGCAAGAGGAAGUCGUCAACCAUGUGUCAGUGGGAGGGUUUCUGACACACGGAGGGUGGAACUCGAUCCUCGAGAGCUUAUCCUCUGGCGUGCCAAUGCUCUGUGUGCCAUUUUUUGGAGAUCAACCAACAAAUUGUAGGUACAUUUGUACUAAAUGGGAGUGUGCAAUGGAGAUCCAUAGCAAUGCAAACAGAGAUGAGGUGGAAAAGCUUGUUAGACUAUUGAUGAAUGUACAGCAGGGUAAGAAGAUGAAAAGGAAGGCUAUGGAGUGGAAGAAAAUGGCAGAAAAGGCAUGUGGUCCUCAAGGAUCAUCAUCGCUUAAUUUAGACAAACUGGUUUUUCUUUUGACAAACUAGAACUAUACAAUUUCAUCUAAGGUUGGUGUUGAUUUUUCUUACAAACAAGUAUCUGUUUUAAUAUUUUUCGGAUGAACCAA